Piliocolobus tephrosceles (Ugandan red Colobus) is the source of this 1484-nucleotide messenger RNA. RefSeq names its product leucine-rich repeat-containing protein 37A-like. The transcript is spliced from 9 exons. Gene Ontology annotation, molecular function: protein binding. NCBI's taxonomy places the organism in Eukaryota, Metazoa, Chordata, Mammalia, Primates, Cercopithecidae. Bases 167 to 1420 code for a protein of 417 amino acids. The record is from RefSeq and is a predicted model, not a curated record.
UUUCAGCAUGUUGAUCAGGCUGGUCUGGAACUUCUGACCUCAGUGAUCUGCCCACCUCGGCCUCCCAAAGUUCCGGCAUUAUGGGUGUGAGCCACUGUGCACAGCCCCCCUUCAAUUUUAAAACCAUCACUAUGCACCUUAUGCCUAUGCUAGGCACUGGGAUAAGAUGAAGCACCUUCUUGGAGUUUCCAUGCUGGUCAUUGUGCCAGACAGUAAUAGAAAUUUCCAAGGAAACUAUAUUUCGUACAUUGAUGGAAAUGUAUGGAAAGCAUACAGUUGGACCGAGAAACUAAUUCUCAGUGAAAAUUAUUUGACUGAAUUAUAUAAGGAUUCAUUUGAAGGCCUGCUAUCCCUCCAGUAUUUAGAUUUAUCCUGCAAUAAAAUACAGUAUAUUGAAAGACGUACCUUUGAAUCACUACCAUUUUUGAAGUUUAUAAAUCUUGGUUGCAAUUUACUCACAGAACUGAGCUUUGGAACAUUUCAGGCCUGGCAUGGAAUGCAGUUUUUAUACAAGUUAAUUCUCAAUCGCAAUCCUCUGACAACUGUUGAAGAUCCGUAUCUCUUUAAAUUGCCAGCAUUAAAAUAUCUAGACAUGGGAAAAACGCAAGUUCCACUUACAACACUUAAGAACAUUCUCACGAUGACUGUUGAACUGGAAAAACUGAUCUUACCUAGCCAUAUGGCCUGCUGCCUCUGCCAAUUUAAAAACAGCAUUGAGGCUGUCUGCAAGACAGUCAAGCUGCAUUGCAACAGUGCAUGUCUGACAAGCACCAUACAUUGUCGUGAGUCCAGAUUGCCUGGUGAUCAAUUAUUACAUUAUUUUAAGUAUUUGUUUUUAAACUUUUUACAAUGGGAAUACAACAACGUGGGCACUGACCUGUCCUCCGAACCCAAAAGCUUCGAUUACCCGUUGCUCUCGUCCGCAGGUGAUCAGUUUGAAAUUCAGCUAACCGAGCAGCUACGGUCCCUCAUCCCCAACAACAAUGUGAGAAGGCUCAUUUCUCAUGUUAUCCGGACCUUGAAGAUGGACUGCUCUGACACCCGUGUGCAAGUGACCUGUGCCAAGCUCAUCUCCAGGACAGGCCUCCUCAUGAAGCUUCUCAGUGAGCAGCAGGAUGUAAAGGCGUCCAAGGCAGAAUGGGAUACGGAACAGUGGAAAACUGAGAACUAUAUCGAUGAGAGCACGGAAGCCCAGAGUGAACAGCAAGAGCCGAGGUUGAGCGAGGUGAGGACCCCACAGAAACAUGAGACCCAGAUUUCCCAUCAUUUAGCGUAUGCCAGGAAAGUGCCCACACAGGAGAACCUGGGAUGCCCAGGCCACAGCCUGUCUUGGCCAUGUAACUUUGGCCAUGACUGUGAUCUCCCACUUUGCUCAUUUAGAGAGAGAAAUAGAUCAGUACACAAGAUGAACUGUAGGUGAGGUGGGGCGGCUCACGCCUGUCAUCCCAGCACUUUGGGAGGCCAAGGUGGGUGGGUCACUUGAG